UUGCCAAUGCCUGCCCAAAGGGUAAUAUGUGGUUGCACUGAAGAGGCUGAGGUUACCACUGGGAGGCAUAUUGCAGUGGUCACUAUAAAUGGACGAUACGAGAUGUGUUUACCCCGAAAGGUCUGCUCUUGCUGCACAACAGAAUGGACUCCAGGGGUAAAGGACCUUCUACAGUAUAAUUACUGGCCAAGCACUACCAACUGCCAGACUUUAUAUUCGUUUGAUGUUUUUGAGGCAUUUUCAAACAUAAAGUUGGCAGCUCCCUCCCUGUCGAGGCAUGCUUUUUUAAAGCUUCUGGAGCACCAGUCUGUUCGAGGAGGAAGGCCAGGGAAAAUCUGUGCAGAUAUGUUCCAGAGGAGCUACUUUGAAUAUUGCUUAUGCAAGCACACAGAGGACACAAUGUCUGAAGUUGACCCUUUUUGCUGUCCAGCCUGUCAACCUGAUAUGUUGGCAGUAUGCUGUGAUGGCAACCGGAAACAUUAUCGUUUCAAAAAGUCAAGGGGAACUGAGGAACCCUCUUUAUAUGAGGGCUUGUUCAUAGCCAAAGACGAUGAAGUUCUGGCCUUUCAGGAGAAUAUCAGAGGAAGCAGCGGGGCAAGAGCAAAUGACAAUGGGACAUGUGGGGUGUCAAGGUUCAGGGCAAGUAAGGAGGCCUCAAAGAAAUCUUCCUCAAAAAUUGAUGAAGAGGGCAUACAGGUGGCAGUCUGCAGACAUGGGAUAUUAUUGCGAGGACUGAACCACUACCGUGGCGAAAUAUUUGCCUACCCCAUGUUUUUGCAGAAAGAAUUGGGAGAGAGGGCAAAUGUCACUUUCUUCUGCAUGGAUGUUGUCUGCAGGUACUGGCCCUACCUAAGCAAAGUGGUUGAUGAGUUUCCAGAUCUUCAGCCUUUGAUGCAUAUGAGACCAUUUCUCAGUGUAAUGCACGCCAAAGCACAUACAGCAAAAUGCGAGGUGAGAUGGGGUGGCAGAAAUCAGGAUGGAGCAGGGAACACAGUUGGAGAGGAAGUUGAACAAGUGAACAGCUUUCUCUCCAGGGCAGCUCUUAUCACAAAAUACAUGACAAAAGCAGGGAGAGAAAAUAUGCUGACGCAACAGGCCAUGGGUUGGAACAGAAAAAAGACAGAGAACCUCCACAAAGCUUUGGCCCAGAGAUACGUCACAAUCUCAGAGAGGGCAAAACUGGAAGCUGCCAGCCUCAGUGACUUUCAGCAAAAGCAAAACCUCACUCAGCAAACAAUAGAGCAGUGGGUGUUUGAUGUCCAGCAAUGGGCAGUCACAGAUCGAGUCUACACACAAGGGUGUACAGAGGACCUCAGGGCAGAAAUAGAGACCAUCACAGUAACCCUCCUACGCAAGAAGCAGGACCUCUAUCGUCAGCAUGAUAGCAACCAGACAAGACACAGCAAGCGAAGAAAACUUAGAGAUUUAAAAAAAAAACUAAGAGAAAAGGUCUUGCAGUACAACGCAUCUGAAGAAGAUGAAAUUGAUGAGGACUUGGCCUGCAAUUUGACGGAGGGCUACAUCCUGCCAUGGGAGAGAAGUGAAGAUGGCCACUCAUUCAGAUUGAAAAGGUCACUCUUUGACCGAAUUAUGCUACUUAAACGGUAUGAGGAGGAGCAGAGCAUCCUCAUCAAAGAAAUGACACAGCACAUCAUGUCAUUAAGGAAGAAGAUAAAGGGAGUGGAGAAACUCAAAGACAACAUUGGGAUGUUCGAUUUUGGUGACAUGUCAGAGGACGCUGCAAAAGGUUUCGAAAGUGUCCUCAUGCGGAGGUCCACCGAACUGGAGAAUUCAUGCCAACAAGCUGUGAGCUCAUACAGUGCUAUAGUUGAUGAGUUAGAGAUUGAAGACACCGAACAAAGGGUGGAUUCUGAGGGUGAAAAUGGCUUCAGUAGUCCGGAGUCAGAGGAAGAGGAUUAGGAAGGAAAAUAUCAGGGGGGUUUAUUUUUGCUUUCUGUUAACUUUGUUCUACUUAUAUUUUCCCUCUGUAUUGUAUCCCUAUGUAUUGUUCCCUUAAAUUAGAAAAUAAUAAAUUUUAGCAUAUUCACAGUACCCUGAACUAAGAGCCCAACUUGUUAAUUAAUCAUAAUCAAAGUAGGGUAUAUUUGUUGCUAUAUUUGUUGGCACUCUACGGCUGACUGAAUGUUCAUGCAUUGGUAAUCUAUAAUAAGUAACAAUAAA
This is a messenger RNA of Gadus morhua (Atlantic cod), 2181 nucleotides long. RefSeq lists its product as uncharacterized. NCBI's taxonomy places the organism in Eukaryota, Metazoa, Chordata, Actinopteri, Gadiformes, Gadidae. The transcript has 15 exons. The record is from RefSeq and is a predicted model, not a curated record. The coding region runs from base 7 to 1920 and encodes 637 amino acids.